This is a messenger RNA of Anolis sagrei ordinatus, 568 nucleotides long. RefSeq names its product ribosomal protein L28 (gene RPL28). The record is from RefSeq and is a predicted model, not a curated record. Lineage: Eukaryota; Metazoa; Chordata; Lepidosauria; Squamata; Anolidae. Gene Ontology annotation, molecular function: structural constituent of ribosome. Gene Ontology annotation, biological process: translation. Gene Ontology annotation, cellular component: ribosome; cytosolic large ribosomal subunit.
GAGGGCGAUAAAAGCCCCUCCCUCGGGGCCGGCCUCUCCUUUUCCGUUUCCGGUCGCGGCUGUGGGAGGACAGAGAACAGGAGGCCGCGUGUUUGCCGGGAGGACUCUGCACAAUGUCGGCCCAUCUGCAAUGGAUGAUUGUGCGCAACUGCUCAAGUUUCCUCAUCAAAAGGAACAAGCAAACGUACAGCAUGGAACCCAACAACCUUAAAGCCCGCAACUCCUUUCGCUACAAUGGACUGAUCCAUCGUAAGACGGUUGGGGUGGAGCCAGCUGCUGAUGGGAAAGGCAUCGUUGUGGUCCUGAAGAAGCGUGCAGGUCAGCGGAAGCCAGCAACUUCUUAUGAGAAGAUCACCAUCAACAAAAAUGCACGUGCCACUCUCAGCAGUCUCCGCCACAUCAUCCGCAAGAACAACUACCGCAAGGACCUGCGCAUGGCUGCCUUGCGUCGCGCCAGUGCAAUUCUACGCAGCCAGAAGCCAGUGGUGGUGAAGAAGAAGCGGACCAGGGCUACUAAAGCUGCAUAAACAGUGGCCAGAUUUUCCAAUAAAGGCUCAGAACUAGAUUA